Lactuca sativa (garden lettuce) is the source of this 438-nucleotide messenger RNA. The record is from RefSeq and is a predicted model, not a curated record. NCBI's taxonomy places the organism in Eukaryota, Viridiplantae, Streptophyta, Magnoliopsida, Asterales, Asteraceae.
AUGUCCAUUCACGAGAACUGCCACAAAAUCAAAGUGUUGUCAGAACUUCUUGCCAACAUUGAACAACCUAUGCCCAAGAAGAAUCUAGUCAUUUACAUGAUUAAUGGCCUCAGAGAUAAGUUUGAAAAUGUCUCAAGCAUCAUCCGCCAUCAACGACCCAUUUUGUCUUUCCAACAAGCUCGAUCCAUGCUGAUGGUUGAAGAAACACGCCUACUGCGUCCCUGUUCAUCUCCGGUAGCUCAUCGUGAUCAUAUAUCCUCUCCGGGUGCUCUUCUUUCCAUAAUUGAUGCUCAAAAUCCGUCACAUCAACCUCACCGUAGAGACCGAGACCGGUGGCAAAACGGUGGUGGUGACCGGCAACAACACUCUGAACACCGACAACAUAAUAAUUAUCGCGUGGCAGCGACAAACGUUAGCAUGAUCGUCGCUCCAACUUAA